GGGCAGCUUCGGCUUCCCAUUGGCUUCAGCCGGCAGAGAGCACCGGGAGCCGGCCGCCAGCUUGGCUGAGGGCACAAGCGCAACGGGGUGGAAGGGGCGAAAAAAGCCCAAACCAACUCAAAACACGCAGGAGCAGCUCUGAGACCCGCAGGUGCUCCCGCGAGAGCGGGACGGGGUUGAAGGGGAGCCGUCAGGGCAGUCCCGACAGUGCGGCGGCCCCGUGAGCCCGGUGCCGGGCUCGCUGCGAGGCCAUGGGGAGGAUCGGGCUGCAGCUGCGCGCUACGCUGGAGAACAUCACCCGGCUGCGGGCCGAGGGCGAGGACUUCCGAUGGUACCUCAAGCUGAAAUGUGGGAACUGUGGUGAAGUUUCUGAGAAAUGGCAGUAUCUGCGAUUGAUGGACAGUGCUCCCCUGAAAGGAGGCAGAGGAAGUGCCACUAUGGUGCAGAAAUGCAAGCUGUGCUCCAGGGAGAGCUCCAUUGAUAUUUUAAGUCAGACAAUCAAGCCUUACAAUGCUGAAGACAGUGAGAAAUUCAAAACGAUAGUGGAGUUUGAAUGUCGAGGUCUGGAACCAGUUGACUUUCAACCACAGUGUGUUUGCAGGCAGGGUUUGCUGCUGAAGGUGCAGAAUCUGGCACACCUUUCAAUGACAUAAACUUGCUAGAAAAGGAUUGGAAUGACUAUGAUGAAAAGACAAAGGAAUCUGUGGGGAUCUAUGAAGUUACCCAUAAAUUUGUAAAAUGCUGAAGCCCAUACCCCAGUAAAUCCUGACAUGCUUAUUGAUGAAGCUCUAACCAUCUGAGACUCAAUUUCCUUGCAGUUACUUUUCACAUGCCUGUACUUCAGGAAUGGAAACCUAAGUUGUACAUCCUGUCCCCAGCAUGCCCUAAUAAAAUAUUUUCCACAGAGCACAUUAA
Melopsittacus undulatus (budgerigar) is the source of this 915-nucleotide messenger RNA. RefSeq names its product CXXC motif containing zinc binding protein (gene CZIB). Bases 252 to 653 code for a protein of 133 amino acids. The transcript is spliced from 8 exons. Gene Ontology annotation, molecular function: zinc ion binding. Lineage: Eukaryota; Metazoa; Chordata; Aves; Psittaciformes; Psittaculidae. The record is from RefSeq and is a predicted model, not a curated record.